GAUGCUUUGACUGUAUUAUCGAUUGUUGUGCAGCUCUAGCUCUUCCAAUGUGUUUUCUUUAAUAUUAGCAAAAAAGUGCAAUUUUCUUUGUAACGUUUUAAAUUUACUGUAAUAACGUGAAUAGUGUAGAAUAUUAAGCAAGUGCAAGUGAUUGCAAUCAAAGUUAUAAUGUCCAACAGCGUGUAUGCCAUUGAAAUACCAAUGAACAUCGACAAAAGGACGGAGACGCAACGCGUUACUCUAGCUGUUGUGUAGUUUUUUCUGUGUACACUGAUUAGAUACCAAUUGCAUUUAUUCGUAAGAAAUGCAUUGGCAAAAUGACAUAGUAUCAAAAAGUUUGGUAAAUCAACGAAGGAACAAUUAAAACAAUAACAACGAUACAUAAACACACAUACAGAGAAACACAGUCACACACAUGGGCAUGUGCAGAAGCGCUGGCUAAUCUAUUGUAAAUAAACCGCAUACUGCUUGUCUAUUGUGAAUGCGCACUGUUCUCGGUCACGUACGCCGUCGUCGUUUGUUAUUGCAUCUGUGCUUCUUAGCCGAAACUAUUGCGAAUUUGUUGAAAUUAUUUACCGAUAUCAGUUGACGAGCCUUGCGGCAUAAAAAAGAUCAAAGCGGCUAAAUAAAAGCUGCAUAAGGAGUGCUAAACGACGCCAUUGACUUUAUCGCCAAAUGUUGCAGGACAACAUUUUACAAACAACAAGUAAAUUGCGAAUUUAAAAAAUUAAAACAACUACAAAGCAAAGCAGCAACAACAAAUAAUUAUUGUGUCAAAUAAACAACAACAAAUUGUGCAAAAAGAGUGUAAAACACACACACAGAGCUUAAGAGUGAAGGUGUAAGCGAAAAGGCAAGAGAAAAAUAGAAAGAAAUCACGCCUAAGCGUAGGCAACAGAAAUAAAAUAAAUUAUGCAAAGUUUUUCACCAAAGAAAAUACAACUAAAGAAAAUGUGCAAUAAACUAAAAAUCAAACAAUAAACAAUUGGGAUUUAUACAACGAGCAAGCCAGAGAGAGAAAGACAAAAAGAAAGAGAGAGAGAGCGAGAUAUAUUAAAAAAAAAGAGAGCGAGAAAGAAAUUCAACGAAGCGCACACAAUUACAGAUUUAGAUCAACAACAACAAAAAGCUCGUUGCUACGAAACGACACAAAAAGAACGCAUGCUAAAAUGUCGUCAGAUAUACCGCGCAUUAUGGUGUUCCGUCCCACCUGGGAGGAGUUCAAGGACUUUCCCAAAUAUGUUGCCUAUAUGGAAUCACAGGGUGCUCACAAGGCCGGUUUGGCCAAGGUGGUACCACCAUCCGAGUGGGUGCCUCGUCGCAGCGGUUAUGCGGAUUUGGAUGCAUUAAAUGUCACUAUACCGGCGCCAAUUUGUCAAGUGGUAACCGGUAAACAGGGUUGCUAUCAACAGAUCAAUAUACAAAAGAAACCGUUGACCGUUAAGCAGUUUAGCGAAUUGGCCAGCACUGAACGUUAUGCCACGCCCAAGCAUUUCGAUUUCGAGGAUCUGGAGCGAAAAUAUUGGAAGAAUAUAACCUACGUAGCGCCCAUUUAUGGUGCGGAUGUUAGUGGCAGCAUCACAGAUACAGAUCAGGAUAGCUGGAACAUUAAUCGUCUGGGUAGCAUCCUGGAUUUUGUCAACAAGGACUAUAAUAUUCAGAUCGAUGGCGUUAAUACCGCUUAUUUGUACUUUGGCAUGUGGAAAACCACAUUCGCCUGGCACACUGAAGAUAUGGACUUGUAUUCGAUUAAUUAUCUGCACUUUGGUGCACCCAAAACGUGGUACGUUGUACCGCCCGAAUAUGGACGACGUCUGGAGAAGGUGGCCAAUCAGUAUUUCCCGGCCAGUUACAAGAACUGCAAUGCGUAUUUGCGUCAUAAAAUGACACUCAUAUCGCCACAGAUACUCAAACAGCACAAUGUGCCCGUUAGCAAGAUAACACAGGAAUCGGGCGAGAUAAUGAUAACGUUUCCCUUUGGCUAUCAUGCUGGCUUCAAUCACGGCUUUAAUUGCGCCGAAUCGACUAAUUUUGCCAUGGAACGUUGGAUUGAGUACGGAAAGCGUGCAACGCAAUGUACCUGCAGCAAUGACAUGGUCAAGAUCUCGAUGGAUACGUUUGUGAAGCGCUUUCAGAGCGAACGCUAUGAUGCCUGGAUGGAGGGUCGUGAUUUCGGUCGUCAUCCCGAGGAUCCACCCAAUGCUGUGACAACAGCGUCGCCACUACCACCACAUCUCGAUGUGCUGUUGUGUGAUAAGAAAAUGAAGAAACAAUGCAAUCCCACCAAGGCCAAGAGUUUUAAGGAGCGCAAUCCCGAUUUGGACUUGGAUGAAAUCCAACAGAAUCCCAAUGUGCCCGACGAUGUCAAGGCCAUGCUUAAAGAGAGCGUUCUCACGCUGCACGAGGAGGAAGCCGACUUUGCGCCAGAGGAUGCGAGUUUGCAAAGUCCUGCUGAUUUCAAGACCAAACAGGAGUUGCUUGAAUAUAUAGACGAUGGCACUGAGGACGAUGAUGAGGAGGAGGAUUUUAAGCGUCGCAAGCAUAAGCGUAAAUACGACGCGGAUUAUGAUGAUGAUUGGCUGGCAAGCAAGAGACGCACCAAUUCACGCAACAGCAGUCGUGGUCGCAGUCCGCGUGCCAAUAAAGAUGAUCGUUCCAUAUCGCCAGCAUCCUCCACAUCCACCUCCUCCACAUCGCGAGGGGCACGCGGCGGCGGUGCGCGUGCCAAGGCGAAUUCCACGCCGCGCAAGACGCCAACGCGGCGAAAAAAGGAGGCAGCCACAAGUGGCACCAGCAGCAGCAGCAAUAUCACAGCAGCAACAGCUGCAGACAGCACAGCAGCAGCAACGGCAACAACAGUUGCUGUCGUUAGCGAUGGCGGCGGCGGCGUUGGCGUUGGUGGAGAUGCCAAACGCAGACUCAACGAACAGCAACAACAACAACAACUACAAUUCAUGCAACAAGUGCGAAAAUUUGAGGGGAAAAUACCAAAACUAAGUCAACAGCAGCAACCGCAAAGCGUCAGUGCAACGCCAACAACAACCACAACAACAUCUAGUCAACAGCAGCAGCAACAGAAAAUUGUUAGCCUCAAAAUGUUGCCAGCAGCAAAUACACUGAACGGCAUUCCACAACAACAACAACAGCAGCAGCAACAACAACAAUACAGCAGCACAGACGGCAACGUCUAUCAGCUGCAAAAUGAAAUACUCUGUGAUGCAAAUGGACAGCCGACAACAACAGCAACGGCCACAUAUCAAACAACAGCUGCUGCCGUUGCCAGCAGCAACAGCAGUCCACAACAACAGCAGCAGCAGCAGCAACAUGUUGCCGACAAUGUGGUCACAACUAUUAGUUCGUCCUCCAUUCUGCACACGAACGCCACCACAAAUGGAGCAACGGAACAACAGCAGCAGCAGCAGCAACAACAACAGCAGCAACAGCAGCAGCAGCAACAACCUCAAUAUCAUUAUAUAACCACAACUGGUGAGGAUGGCCAGACGCCAACAACGAUAGUGUUUGAGAAUUAUAAUGGUGGUUUGCCAACGACGACGGUUAGCGGCGCAACAACGGCAACAGCGGGGAUUGGUGCUUCUGAUGGUGGUGCAACAACGACGACAACAACAACAGCACUGGUCAAUACGGAUGGCACAAUCAUUGAGUUCGAUGGCAGCACCUAUGAGGAAUAUCAUGUGCUCAAAAGUGAGCCCGGCAGCAGCGAUUGCCUCAGCAAUGGCAGCAGUGCUGUUGCCGCUGAUAUUAUUAAAUAUGAGCCACAGGAGCUGAUGGAGGAGGAUGAGGAGACGGCACUGCAGGUGAAAUACGAGGAGCAGAGUCUGGAGCAUGAUCAUGAGUUUGAGGAUUACAUCAAAGAGGAGGCUGAGGCGGAUGAAUCUGAAGUGGGAGCGGGCACCACCACCACCUACACCAUCAGCAGUCAGCAGCAGCAGCAACCACAACAGCAGCAACAACAACAACAGCAGACCAUCAAUGAUGCAUUGCCUGGCAUGAUGUCCAAGGCGGCGGCGGCCAAACAGAAGCGUAAGCGUAAAACGCGCGUCAUUGCGGAGGAUGAACAGGGCGAGUAUCUGGAGAAGAUGAGUGUGCGUGGCCUGGACAUUGCCCGGUAUGAGCACAUCAUCGAUGGUGUGGCUUAUUGUCUGGUCUGUGCCAAGAACGACAUCUUCAAGACGUUCAAGAACAAGUACAGCUUCCAACGGCAUGCCUAUCUCUUCCACGAGGGACAGAAUCGCAAGAUCUUUGCGUGUCCCAUUUGCAACAAGGAAUUCUCGCGACCGGACAAAAUGAAAAUGCACAAAAAGGACAAGCACGGCGAUGUGCCCAUGCCGCCCUCCACCAAUGCCACGCCCCAGAAGACGGAGGCAAGUGGCACGCCUGCCGCCAAGCGACCGCGCACCUCCCGCACGCCGCGUGUGCGCAAACAGAAGGGCGGGGAGGCGGGCACGCCCAGCAGCACGCCGGCUAAGAAGCGUUUGGCGCAGAUUGACAGCGUGUUGGAUGAAGUGCAGAAUGCAGAUGUCGAGCAGCAGCAACAAUUGCAACAGCAGCAUCAACAGCAGCAGCAGACAACAGCAGCAGCAACGCAGCAGCAGCAACAACAACAGCAGCAGCAGCAACAGCAGCAACAACAACAGUUGCAGACACUGCCUUCAUUAGACUUUAGUGGCAUGAUAUUGCCAGGUGGUGCACAAUUGGCAUUGGCCAAUCCCGGCGCCAGCAGCUCCAUGGCAUUGCAACGUGGCCAGGCGACGCCAACGCAGACAGCGCAGCCGACAACAACAACACUCAUCUACUCGAAUCAACUGGAGUUGCAGCAGGCGCUGUUGCAGCAACAGUUGCACGGCCAGAGCAUCAUGAUACAGGAUCAGGCGGGUAAUCUGGUGCCAUUGCAACUGGAUGGCACACAGGCGAUAUACACAACGGCAGCAGCACCACAACGAGCACAGGCAACAACGUAUCAGACAACAACACAGCAGCAAUUGCAACAGCAGCAGCAGCAGCAGCAACAAGUUGCCACAAGUCAAUCACAGACACAACCCACGCACUACGAACUGGACAAUGUCACGUAUUUGAGUUCGACGGGCGCUGCCACGCCCACACUGCCCAACGAUCAGCAGCAGCAGCAACAACAACAGCAACAACAGCAGCAGCAGCAACAUGUCAUUGGCACCGUGCAAAGCUAUCAGAUUCUAACACCCGAUGGUCUGCAGAGUUUCCAACCGAAACUGGAGUCCUCGGAACUGGGAGAUCUGUGUCCAUAUACGAUGAGUGCCACUGGAGCGCCUCAAUAUACAUUCACCACACAUGCGAGCACGCAGCCAACGCUGAAUGCGAAUGCGCUGGAUUCGCAAACACAACAACAGCAACAGCAGCAUCAUCAGCAACAUCAGCAACAAUCGCAGCAACAGCUGCUGCAACAACAUCAAUUUGGCCACAAUCCGCAUCAACAGUUUAUGGAGAUUAAGAAUGAGUUGCUGAUCAAGAGCAGCGAUGCUUAUACGCUGGAUGCCGCCUCCAUGUAUCACCUGCCCUUCUCGCCCACCUCGAUGAUCAAUGCGGUGAACGAUGUGAACACUUCGUCCUUGCUGGAGACCAAAGAAAUUAGCUACGAUAUAUCAGAAGCCGUGCUUUUAGCGCUCUGAAAAGCAAAACAACAACACAGCAAAAACAACAACUGCAGCCAAAGUACCAAAUAAAAUAAACACUUAUAUUUGUUUAAAAUAAAAAAAAAACUAUAAAUGAUUUUAAACAUAACAUAUAAAUUAUUAAAGGAUUCUAAUGAAAAUCAGUCAAGUCAAAGCAUCGCAAAUGGAAACCAUUUUCAAUGUUAGCUCUGAUCGGAAAAUCCUCUAAACAAAAAAUAAAAAAACGAAACCUCAACAUCACAUAUGUUUUAUCAUGUAUAACGCUUAAAACAUGCCCAUAAUACUCA
Molecule: messenger RNA, 5953 nt
Organism: Drosophila innubila
Lineage: Eukaryota; Metazoa; Arthropoda; Insecta; Diptera; Drosophilidae
Gene: Kdm4B
Product: probable lysine-specific demethylase 4B
Exons: 10
Coding region: 1170-5663 (1497 amino acids)
Biological process (GO): chromatin remodeling
Cellular component (GO): nucleus
Molecular function (GO): histone H3K9 demethylase activity; histone H3K36 demethylase activity
Source: RefSeq, a predicted model, not a curated record